Messenger RNA from Bipolaris oryzae ATCC 44560, 1575 nucleotides. RefSeq lists its product as uncharacterized. Lineage: Eukaryota; Fungi; Ascomycota; Dothideomycetes; Pleosporales; Pleosporaceae. The coding region runs from base 1 to 1575 and encodes 524 amino acids. The transcript has 2 exons. The record is from RefSeq and is a predicted model, not a curated record. Gene Ontology annotation, molecular function: heme binding; monooxygenase activity; iron ion binding.
AUGAACUACACACUGAACAACCUACGAGUUAUCACGGCUCCAACGUUGGCAAGUGAUCACUCUCUGCUUCCUUUUGUUAUAAUACCUGCUAUAUGUAUUUACUUGGUAUACGCUCUGAAAACAAAUCGCACCAAACUUGGACUUCCUGUUGUCGGACAUAGGACGUUCUGGGAGCCCAAAUGGCUUGUACGAUUGCGUUUCAUCCGCGGGAGUAGGUCGAUGAUCAAGGAAGGAUACGAAAAGUAUCGAGACCUAUUCGUGCUCCGCCGUGUGGGAGCAGAUGUGGUUGUUAUUGGAGAUAAUAAGCUUCUUAAUGAGAUUCGAGCCCUCACCAACGAUGCUGUGCGCUCUGUAAAGCCUUUUCUCGACGACUUUGCUGGAGACUGGACGAAUGGAAACAUAUUUGAGACAAGCGAUGUACAGACUCGCGUGUUACAGACGAAACUGACACCAAAUCUCAGCACCUUGGUUCCUGUCGUCCGGGAUGAGUUGCAAUAUGCUUUACAGAAAGAACUUCCCCCGUGCGAUGGUGAAGACUGGGUAGAGCUGGACUUGAUGACUGUCUUUCCACGUAUCAUUUCUCGGCUGGUUGCACGCGUGUGGAUUGGUCCGGAUCGCUGUCGUGACGAAGACUGGCUCUUAACAACAGCGCAAUAUACAGCGAAUCUAUUUAUCACGGGGACCAUUUUACGCUUUGUUCCAAAAUUUCUACGCCCAGUUGUUGCUCCGAUGCUACCGACAUAUCGACAGCUUCAUCGCAACGUCAAAGAUGCUGUGCGUAUUGUUGGCGAACUGGUUGCAGAGCGCGAAAGGGUCGAUACGCCAACAGCUCACCAAGAUGUCCUGCAAUGGUUACUCGAAGCGGCAAACGAGAAAGAGCGGAAGAUUGAAAAUCUGGCCCAAUUGACUCUACUUUUAAGUUUGACGGCAAUUCACACAACAGCAUUGACAAUGGCCCAAGCACUCUACGACUUGUGUGCGCGACCAGAACUUAUCCCUGAAAUUCGUUCCGAAAUUCUCAAUGCUCUCCAAGGGCCGCAGUGGCAGGGCAGCAGUUGGACCAAGAGCGCACUUGACGAACUCCACCUUUUCGACAGCCUGCUCAAGGAGUCGCAGCGACAAAGUCCUGUUUUCCUCAUGACCUUCAACCGCAUCCUUCCAAAGGCUCUCACUCUUUCAAAUGGAGUGCAUCUCCCAGCCGGUACCCGCAUCACAGUACCGCAGAAUGCAAUCCUUAACGACCCGAUACGGGUCCCCGGUGGGGAUCCAGCAACCUUCGAUCCCUAUCGUUAUGUAAAGUUGCGUAAGGACCUUAAAAAUACCCAGCGGUAUACCUUUGCCAUGAGUGAUGCUGAGCACAUGGCGUUUGGGUACGGGAAAUACGCUUGUCCGGGAAGAGCGUUUGUUGCCAAUGAGAUCAAACUAGUGCUCUCGCAACUCCUGCUGUCGUAUGACUGGAAGUUCCCAUCAGGACAAUGUCCGUCACGCCCGAAAAAUUUUACUGUGGACGGAGAUAUGUAUCCUGACAUGCAAGCCAGGGUACUUCUGCGUCGCAGAAAGGGUGUUGAUGUGUGA